AAGCGUAAGUAUGGCGUUUGAGUAUUUGGCUUACGAUUUAUCGCGUGGAGAGGAGGAAGUGAGCCCUCAAAUAGUUGAUCGAAGUUUGCUCCGGCAUGUGGACAAUCCUUUCGAUUUGGAUGCAGGGGAGUUCCAGAAGUUAUUCCGUUUAACUCCAGACUUGACUGAGGACGUAGUUUCGCAGCUUGACAGCCAUCUUAGAGGUUCCAGAAUAACAGCGAUUUCGACUGAAAAACAGGUUCUAGCUGCACUGCGAUUUUUUGCAACCGGGUGUUAUCAACGACCCGUAGGUGAGCAAUGGGGAAUAUCUAUGAGCCAGUCGUCCGUUAGCCGUAGCAUUCAUCGGGUAACAGCUGCAAUCAACAGCUCCAUGUUUUGCGCAAAGGUGAGAUUUCCCAUUACCCAAGUGGAGCGGCAAGCGGCAAAAGAAAUUUUUGCUUCAGCAACCUCCCCGUUUGUGGGAGGUACCAUUGGAGCUAUCGAUUGCACGCACGUGUCAAUUUUGGCCCCGAAACGUCAUGAAGAAGCGUAUGUCAACCACCACGGCUACCAUUCGCUUAAUGUCCAAAUGAUAUGUGAUCCUACACUUAAAAUUUUAAACGUAAAUGCCAAAUUUCCGGGAGCACGGCACGAUUCAUACAUUUGGAGUUCCUCUGCGGUGCGAAUGGUUAUGCAACGGAAUUUUGAAAUUGGAAACCAUAACUUGUUUUUGAUUGGUGAUUCCGGGUACCCUUUGGAGCCUUGGCUGAUGACUCCUCUAACAAACCAACCGGAAGGUACUCCGAAAUUCUUGUACAAUGAGGCAUUGUGCAAAGCUCGUAACCCAGUUGAGAGACUUUUUGGUGUUCUUAAGGCAACGUGGCGGUGCUUGUCUCAACAAAGGACACUCUUGUACGAUCCAGGAUUUACUGGACAAGUAGUUAACGCGUGCUCAGUUUUACAUAAUAUUCGUUUAAGAGAAGGAAUAUACCAGACCGAAAAUGAAUUCACAGAGCCCAGAACAAACGACAUUUUUGUAAACCAAGAUGCACCAUCCUCAACAGCAAAGCGCAUCCAAGACCGACUGAUUGCUAAUUUUUUUACUUAAAUACUAUUUUCACUCAUAAUCAUUCCGCAUACAUAUCUAUGUGAACACUCGGGUAUAAAAAGUUAAAACAUUUUCAUAUUUAUUGUUAAAACAUUUUCAUAUUUAUUGUUAAAA
This is a messenger RNA of Anastrepha ludens (Mexican fruit fly), 1201 nucleotides long. Its product is annotated as putative nuclease HARBI1. The coding region runs from base 11 to 1087 and encodes 358 amino acids. The transcript is spliced from 4 exons. The record is from RefSeq and is a predicted model, not a curated record. Lineage: Eukaryota; Metazoa; Arthropoda; Insecta; Diptera; Tephritidae.